Asterias rubens (European starfish) is the source of this 2702-nucleotide messenger RNA. RefSeq names its product general transcription and DNA repair factor IIH helicase subunit XPD-like. Gene Ontology annotation, molecular function: hydrolase activity, acting on acid anhydrides, in phosphorus-containing anhydrides; ATP binding; damaged DNA binding. Gene Ontology annotation, biological process: positive regulation of mitotic recombination; transcription by RNA polymerase II; nucleotide-excision repair. The transcript has 22 exons. Bases 95 to 2377 code for a protein of 760 amino acids. Gene Ontology annotation, cellular component: nucleus. The record is from RefSeq and is a predicted model, not a curated record. NCBI's taxonomy places the organism in Eukaryota, Metazoa, Echinodermata, Asteroidea, Forcipulatida, Asteriidae.
GCACGGGACGGGACGUGAACUUAAAAACUUAAAAGGUUACUUACUGCACUAUCCCACCGGAGAUCUGGUUUACUGGUCAUAUCAUUCUGCAGUCAUGAAGUUGAAUGUGGAUGGUUUGUUGGUAUACUUCCCAUAUGAUUAUAUAUAUCCAGAACAAUACACCUACAUGCUGGAACUGAAACGAGCACUAGAUGCCAAGGGUCAUUGUGUCCUUGAGAUGCCUUCAGGUACUGGUAAGACGGUAUCUCUGUUGUCGCUCAUUGUUGCUUACUUGAAGAACAACCCAUCCGAUUUAAACAAGCUCAUCUACUGUUCAAGAACAGUACCAGAAAUUGAAAAGGUUAUUGAAGAAUUAAAGGGACUCGCAGAGUAUUACGAGAAGGAAACUGGUGAACCUUGCAACAUCCUUGGCUUGGUACUCAGCUCCAGAAAAAAUAUGUGUGUCCAUCCACAGGUGAGUAAAGAGAGUACAGGCAAGCUGGUCGACCUGAAAUGUCACGAGUUAACGGCAUCGUUUGUACGUGAGAAACACAACUACGACCCAACAGUGAAAGUGUGUUCAUUAUUUGAGGAGUUUGAUUCCCACGGCAAAGAAAUCCCAAUGGCCGCUGGAGUCUACAGUCUGGAUGACCUCAAAGACGCCGGUCGUGAAAGUGGAUGGUGCCCAUAUUUUAUGGCAAGACAUGCUAUAUACCAUGCCAACAUCGUUGUCUAUAGUUAUCACUACCUCUUGGAUCCUAAGAUAGCUGAGAUGGUCUCAAAGGAGCUGUCCAAGAAAUCCGUGGUCGUUUUUGAUGAAGCUCAUAACAUUGAUAAUGUCUGCAUAGAUUCUUUGAGUGUCCACAUCACCAGACGGACUCUUGAGAAAAGUCAGAGCAACCUGGAUGCAAUUAAGAGACAAAUUGACAGAAUUAAGGAGACGGAUGCAGCAAGAUUGAAGCAAGAAUACCAAAGGCUUGUAGAGGGACUCAGAGAUGCAAGCCAUGCAAGAGAAACUGAUUCGCGACUUGCUAACCCAGUAUUACCCGAUGCUGUUCUAGAAGAGGCUGUGCCGGGUAACAUCCGUAAUGCAGAACAUUUUAUCGCAUUCCUUCGGCGGUUUGUGGAAUACCUGAAGAGUCGACUAAGAGUGCAACAUGUCAUAGCAGAGAGUCCCCCAGCCUUCCUGAAAGAUAUCUAUGGAAAAGUGUGCAUCGAGAGAAAGCCACUGAGGUUUUGUGCCGAGAGGUUACACUCUCUCCUACGUACGUUAGAAGUAACGGCUAUUCAGGAAAUGUCACCUUUGACCUUAGUAGCCAACUUUGCCACUCUGGUCAGCACCUACACAAAAGGUUUCAGCUUAAUCAUUGAACCCUUUGAUGACAAGACUCCAACCAUCCCAAAUCCAGUUCUACAUUUUAGUUGUAUGGAUGCGUCCAUUGCAAUCAAGCCAGUGUUUGAUAGAUUCCAGUCUGUCGUCAUUACUUCAGGGACGCUGUCUCCACUAGACAUGUACCCAAAGAUUUUAGACUUUCGACCCGUUACAAUGUCAUCCUUCACAAUGACACUCGCACGGCCCUGCAUCUCCCCAAUGAUCGUGGCAAAAGGCAAUGACCAAGUUACCAUGUCCUCCAAGUUUGAAACCAGGGAAGAUAUUGCUGUUAUUCGUAACUAUGGCAACUUGCUAGUGGAGUUAUCCAAAAUAGUCCCUGAUGGUAUGGUAUGCUUCUUUACCAGCUACAGUUACAUGGAGAACAUUGUUGCCAGUUGGUACGAGCAAGGUAUUAUUGACAACAUACAGAAGAACAAACUUCUGUUUAUUGAGACGCAAGAUGCUGCAGAGACCAGCGUUGCUCUACAAAAUUAUUACAAGGCAUGCGAGAAUGGAAGAGGAGCUGUCCUUCUUUCUGUAGCUAGAGGAAAAGUCUCAGAAGGAAUUGAUUUUGAUCAUCACUAUGGGCGAGCUGUAGUCAUGUUUGGUAUUCCAUACGUCUACACUCAGUCUCGGAUCCUUAAGGCUCGGCUUGAAUAUCUCAGAGAUCAGUUUCAGAUUCGGGAGAAUGACUUUCUGACGUUUGAUGCCAUGAGGCAUGCAGCGCAGUGUGUUGGCCGAGCAAUGAGAGGCAAGACUGACUAUGGUAUCAUGAUAUUUGCUGAUAAACGUUUUUCAAGAAUUGACAAAAGAGGUAAAUUGCCAAAGUGGAUCCAAGAGCAUCUGAAAGACAGUGUGCUAAACUUGUCCACUGAUGAAGCUAUACAAGUCAGCAAGAGAUUCUUGAGGCAUAUGGCCCAGCCGUUCAGCAGGGAAGAUCAACUGGGAUUGUCUCUGCUUACCUUGGAGCAGUUGGAAUCAGACGAGAUGCGAAAGAGAGUGGAGCAGACAGCUCAUCAAGUUUGAAAUGCCUAAAGAUGCCACACUUUGUACCUUUGUAUUCUUUCUUUGGUUUAUCCAGUUUUGAUGGAGCUAGGAAUGGGUUGUCUGUUAACAAACCAUGUUUAUUAAAAUCUUAAUCAAGAGGCUGCAGUGAAGGCAGCCCCGCUACCCAGCGCGCCAUAUCGAUAGCUCUCGUCUCAAACACCUGGAAGAGAUUUUCUGAAAAACAGCACUGGGCCCAUUUUCACGACUCUGCAUAACGUAAGCAAACCGCACAGAAAUUCAGCGCUUGCACAGUAGAGAAUGGUGAUCGUAAGCACAGAAUUCAGCAGUAAGCAGAUCCAUGAAG